AUGCCUUCUUCAACCGCUGAUUUGGUAAAGCUAGCUCAAACGCUUAUCCGCGAUGGACCAAAGAGAAUUGAGCCAACAUUUCGACGCAUCCGCGGCCUUUUCAACGGGAAAUACGCAUUCGAUACUACCCAGGCACGUCACGUGUGGGAACUUGACUUGCGCUAUCCACAAUACUUCAUCCCGAUUUCAAGCUUCACUUCCGACGCAAAGCUAUCGAGAGAAGCAGCAGUCGACAACACCUCCAACGCCGCUUACCUCGGCACCCUAACCGUGGGCACGCGUAGCACGCACCGCAUCCUCGUCUUCUCCUCGGGCAUCCUCAAAGACCUCGUCAAGGUAGAUUUCCCCGCUAUAGACCAAUGGUUCGAAGAAGACACGCGGAUAUACUGCCACCCCAAGGACCCCUACAAACGCAUUGAUAUUUUGUCGUCAGCCCGCAGCAUCAGAGUCGCACUCGACGGUGUGACGCUGGCUGAAACCACCAGCGCGCUGUUCCUGCUGGAAACGACGCUGAGAACGCGGUACUACGUUCCUCCUACAAGCGUUAGUUGGGAGUUUCUGGAGCCGAGUGAGACGAAGACGCUGUGUCCGUAUAAGGGGCAGGCAGAGUACUAUCACGUGCAUGUUAAUGGGAAGGUAUACAGGAAUCUGGUGUGGUAUUAUCGGUAUCCGACGAUGGAGAGCGCACCGAUUGCGGGGUAUUUGUGUUUUUAUAAUGAGGCGGUGGAUGUGUGGGUUGAUGGGGUGAAGGAGGUGCGGUAG
This is a messenger RNA of Bipolaris victoriae FI3, 762 nucleotides long. RefSeq lists its product as hypothetical. The record is from RefSeq and is a predicted model, not a curated record. NCBI's taxonomy places the organism in Eukaryota, Fungi, Ascomycota, Dothideomycetes, Pleosporales, Pleosporaceae. The coding region runs from base 1 to 762 and encodes 253 amino acids. The transcript is spliced from 3 exons.